Neopsephotus bourkii (Bourke's parrot) is the source of this 4993-nucleotide messenger RNA. RefSeq names its product tetraspanin 18 (gene TSPAN18). The coding region runs from base 410 to 1153 and encodes 247 amino acids. The record is from RefSeq and is a predicted model, not a curated record. Gene Ontology annotation, cellular component: membrane. Lineage: Eukaryota; Metazoa; Chordata; Aves; Psittaciformes; Psittacidae. The transcript is spliced from 10 exons.
GAGAAGGGGCACGGCCAUGGGGCGGAGCCGGCUGCGCUGCGCUCCGGCGCUCCGCGGCUGCCGGGCACGGGGCGCGCACGGCAGUGGGAGCCCAGCGCCGCCGGGAGCCGCCCGCCGACAGCUCCGUGUGUCCCCCGGGGAGGGGGGAGCCGCCGGCAGGUUGACCAGGCUGGAUCACGGCAAUAAGGACCUGGAGCAAGGAUCCUGCCUGAUGCAUGUGUGUUACGACCUGACUUCUUGAGGAGAACAAGUAUUUCUCUGAAGAUCUGCCCCUUCAAAGCAGCACACAGGACAAGCUUGGUUAGAAAGAGAUACAUGGGACACACAGAGAAUUAAAGAGUAAAAUAGACAGCGUGCUUCAAGUCCCAAGAUUUGUGAAGGAAGAAUUGGGUCAAGGAGCCUGAAGACCAUGGAGGGAGACUGCCUGAGCUGCAUGAAGUACCUGAUGUUUCUUUUCAAUUUCUUCAUAUUUCUGGGAGGAGCAUGCCUGCUGGGCCUUGGGAUCUGGGUCAUUGUGGAUCCUACAGGCUUCCGAGAGAUAGUGGCUGCCAACCCCCUGCUCUUCACGGGAGCCUACAUCAUGCUGGCUAUGGGAGCCAUGCUCUUCCUGCUGGGUUUCCUCGGCUGCUGCGGUGCCAUCCGUGAGAACAAAUGCCUCCUGCUCUUUUUCUUCAUGUUUAUUUUGUUAAUCUUCCUGGCGGAGCUUUCAGCUGCUAUCCUGGCUUUUAUCUUCAGAGAAAAUCUGACCAGAGAGUUUUUCACCAAGGAGCUGAAGAAGCAUUACCUGAGGAACAAUGACACGGAUGUCUUCUCUUCUACCUGGAACUCUGUUAUGAUCACAUUUGCCUGCUGUGGAGUGAACGGACCAGAAGAUUUCGAAGCUGUCCCUCUCCUUACAUACUCGCCUUUGGAAAGUGCGACACCGGAGGCUUGUUGCCAACGAGAGCUCCAGAGCCGGGAAGGGAUGUUUGUCAACAGGGAAGCCUGCCUCACAGGCAUUGAGAGGUUUCAGAACCGACAGGGCUGCUACACUGUGAUCCUGAACUCCUUUGAGACCUAUGUGUACCUUGCAGGAGCCCUUGCCAUUGGAGUGUUGGCUAUUGAGCUCUUUGCCAUGGUCUUCGCUAUGUGUCUCUUUCGAGGGAUGCAGUAAGAAGUGGCCCAUGAACCGCCACGUUCCCCACAUGCUCAGAAGAAAGAAGGAAAACGAGAAGAAACAAAACCUGAAAACACCCAGAAAAAAAAACCUUUAUUUUUUUUAACAAAACGGGGUAGGGGGAAAAAAAACACAAAAAGAAGAAAAAAAGAAGAAAAAAGAGGGUUGUAAUAUAUGAAUGACCAAAAGGAUUGUACUUCAGGGGCUGGAACUUUGAGGUGAUGUGCACUACACUGUACACCGGACCCUUGCCCAGAGCCACCCGCAGGAGCCCAGCACAGCAGCUGAUUGCACUAGAGACUGAUGGAGCUGAUGGGGAAGAGCAAGAGGACAAACAACGGCUGCUUUAUCCACUCAGCUGUCUCUACGUUCAUGACUUUAUCAUGUUGUAGACAGCAAAGGACUGAAGCACACAGGGGCUGGAUAAGGCAGCGGGUUGGCCAAAGUUUGUGACUGUCCAGGUGGGUUUGAGACGAGCGGUGGUGGCUCAUCUAAGGAGUAGGUAGUCAUUGUUGGUGUGGUUCUGGCUUUAAAUCCCAGCCACAGAAUGAAAACACAUGUUCUUCAGUGGAAGCUUUGGCUCUGAAACUUGUUGGAGAAACCAACAAGGAUGUUGGCUUCUCUCUGGAGCCCCAAGUAGGGGCAGCAUGGUCUUGGUGAUGGGAGUCAGCUAAGGCUGGCUGAUGGUCAAGAGUUUGGUGCCUACCUUUCUGCUUUUACUAAGACUUAUAGUUCCUUGUUGUGAAAGAGAAAGAGACCAAACGUUUCCCUGCUGUGUUCCCAUCUCCUGGGAAAAAGACUGGCUCUGGUCAAGAAUCACUGAUACUGCUGCCUUCCUGAGAAGGGGAGGAGAUAGUGUUUAAACCUUGUCAGCCUUUGCCUUUCCCUUCAUACUUGCAAAAACCAGUUUGUGGUGCUCAGCAUAAAAAUUUGCAGUGGUUCCUACAUGUUCUCCAGCCCUAGGGGGAGGGCCAGGCAUGGUGCUGGAUGGAGGAGACUGAGGUCUGCCAGCCAUUCCCAUGCUACGUGCAUCAUUUCUGCUCAGAGCAUUUCCCCUGGGAUGCUCCCAUGGGCUCACAAUGCAAACAUCAAGUCAGAAUUGGUUUAGUCUGCCUGUUAGUUGUGUUUCCUCCUUGAGAUAGUUUGACAUUUAACUAACAUGUCAUCUACUUAACCAUUUGGAAGUGAACUUGAGGAAGAUGCCUGGGACUGCGCCUUGGUCAGAGAUGAAGAUGGAAGUGCUGAAGACCCAGGUAGGCUCUGAGAGCACUCAGCAUGCAGCUGAACUGCUCCAGCUGCUGCUCCAGUGGUCAUGGUUAUCAGGUCACUGGCUUCUCUCCUCUGGAAGCAUCAACCCCUGUUGCCUUAAUUGUUCAUCUGGUCUCUCCCUGACCCAAAACCCAUUUUCCACAUGAGAAGACAGAAGGGCUGUGGUUUCUUGUUUAGCUUAGGUCUUUUUACACUUUUAUAGGCUCAGAUUAUGGAGCCCUUUUAUACAGGCUUAAACCAGCCCCUCUGAAAGCUGUAACCACUGGCAAGGAAGGAGAGGGGGCAGAAGGCAGCAGCAAGGAGAUGAGCAGUAACCUCAUGCCCUGGCUUUGCAGCAGCAGGUACACUGGCUGUUCCCACACACUACUGGGGCUGUGUCCCUUGAGCUCUCCCAGUGGCACUACACAGGCUACAGGGAAGGAAGGAAAGCACCAGAAAGCAUGGUCCAUAAUAGACAAGAUUCUGUAAUAGAUUAGAUAUAAGGAAGAAGUUCUUUACUGUGAGGGUGGUGGGACAGUGGAACAGGUCUCCCAGACAAGCUGUGGCUGCCCCAUCCCUGGCAGUGUUCAAGGCCAGGUUGGACAGGGCUUGGAGCAACCUGCUCUACUGGAAGGUGCCCUUGCCCAUGGAACUAGAUGAGCUUUAAGGUCUUUUCCAACCCAAACCAUUCUGUGAUCCUCGAUAAAUAUCCAGUUUGGGAACUGGGAUGCUAAGGAACAGGAGGGAGCUAUUAGAGCUUUUCCAAGCUUCAUUUGAGAACAAUUUGCUCAUCAGCAGGAGAGGCCUGGGGCAGGUAGAGCUGCAGCCUCCCCCCAUGCUUCAGUCAGCAUAUUCGAGCAAUGAAAUAGGUUUCCAGGGCUGCUGAGCAGCCUCAGAUGUUGCGUUAAACCUCAUGGAAAGCAUUUCCGCACUCUUUCCCUCUGGGCCUUCUUUUAAUGAGGCAUUUUAGCAUUAAAUUCUCUUGUUUAAUGAAGGAAAACAGUUUUGCUAGCCAAAAACCAGGAGUAUUUGUGCCGGACAGCAGGUGCUGUGCUUGUGAUAAGGAAAAUCUGUUGCAUCUACUAGCAUUGGAGGGAAUGGGCUGAGCAGAAGGCGAGCUUAUCUGUUCUGCUUCUGCCUCAGGAGCUGUUGUUAGGGACUGUUCUGGCAGAGCAAUUCCCAGGGGAGGAACAAAAGCAUCGGCAGAGAUGGUGAUUUGGCUGGAGGUGAGUGAGAGAAGCAGAACUUUCUCCUCCCAGUCUCAGGGGUUUUUCCCCCCCUUUCCCUCAGUAUAUUAUGCCAAGGCCUGGCUUGUCUCAUUGCAGAGCCUGGAAGGCAAAUACCCUGGUUUGUGCAUGGUGGGAGGUGAAGGGGGAAAAGGAAAAGGAAGAAAUAAGAAGAAAAUAGUCUUUUAGAACCUUUUUAUGCUACCAGUGGAGUGGGGAAAAAAACGUGUCAGUGAUGCAGAAACAACUGUCAGUGAUGGGGAAAGCCAGAGCAAGAAGUGCUAAAUACACACACCUGUGGUACUGUCCCUGCUGGCUUGUUUCUCUUUGGCCUUCCAAAUCCUGCACGCGUUGCUUUGUCUGGUUUUAGCUUCCUUGCUUUCCCUCUCUCCCUAAUGGCAGCCCCUGUAUCUUCAAAAGGCUGUUAUUCAUAGAAUCAUAUAACAGUUUGGGUUGGAAGGGACUGUAAAGAUCAUUAUUCAUCUGUUAUUCUGGCCUUGGCACCGCUGUUUCUCCUCUCUUACCUUGCCUUAUCCCUCCCAUUGCUCUUCUGGGUGAAGACUUAAAUCCUCCCUGGAGCUGGCUAGCGUGCCAUUGGGAACACAGCUCGGAACCCCAUCAUAGGCCAGGCAGCACAUAUCAAACAAGAACUGGAGAUAGCUGUGAAGAUAACAGGCAAGCCUGUGGAAGUCAGUAACAGGCAGAAGGAAUUUCCCCCUUAGGAGACCUUAAUGAACAAGCAAGUCCAGAAAGCACACUCCUGCUGUAUGGAAAAGCGUGCGGAUGUGAUGGUUUUGUCCCUUGUUGAUGUGGCUGCCCCUCUGUUGUACAGUAGUUUUGUGAACAGGAGGCAGGAGGAGCAACUGUAUUGUUAUGUUUAACAGCUCUGGUGAGUAUUUUGGGGCCAGGGUCUCAGGCUGGGGACCAGAGGGAGCUGCUGUGCUGCCACCUCCUUUGCUGUAGCACUGUGCUUACAGCCCAAGCACCUUGGAUGAAGUAGUAGAGAGCAGCCUGUGCCUGCAAACCCAUAGCCCCUCCUGGUGCCCCUGUUAUUUAAUGCUCAAAUGACUGUCACGAAUGCCUGGGAAAAGGGCUGUGUGUGGAAUAAUGUUUGAAAUCUAUUUUAAAAAGAAACACAAAAAAAAAAACCAAACCCACCUGUAAAUGUUCUUUUUAUUAGAUAGUGGAGCUAAUUUAUCCUGUAUUCCCUACUGUAAUGCUUUUUUAUAUUGAAAGGAUUUGGUUUUGGUAAUAUAAAGCAGAACACAAGCCUGAAGCACUCUCUGCACGGAUUUUGUGUGCGUUUCUUAAGAAAAAAAGUAAAAAAAAAAAAUAAAUGAAAGAAAGAUAUUGUGACAGUGAA